This is a messenger RNA of Sorghum bicolor (sorghum), 1440 nucleotides long. RefSeq lists its product as uncharacterized. The coding region runs from base 133 to 1236 and encodes 367 amino acids. The record is from RefSeq and is a predicted model, not a curated record. NCBI's taxonomy places the organism in Eukaryota, Viridiplantae, Streptophyta, Magnoliopsida, Poales, Poaceae. The transcript is spliced from 3 exons.
CCGUGUCCGUGUCCGUCCGUCCCUCACCUCCUCCGGCCCUCCGCUUAUAACGAGAACAAGCAACAGCUGGAGCAAACAAACACGCGCGGCAAGCCUGACGCGGAAGCAGGGGAAGGAGAGAGAGCGAGCGAGAUGAGAUCGAGGGUGGCGCUGGAGCCGCUGGCGGAGGAGCCCGGCGGCGGUGAGGAGGAAGCGGCGCGGCGGCGAACGGGACUCCACGCGGCGCUGCACCGGUGGGCGCGACUCCUCUCCGGGGGCGCGGCAGGUGACGACGCCCGACCGGCCGCCGACCUGCGGGUGCUCCUCUCCGUGCUCGCCUGCCCGCUCUCCCCCGUGCCCGUCCUCCCGCGCCUUCCCCGCCACGUGGCGUCGUCGGCGCAGUACAUCAUCGAGCAGUUCAGGGCCACCACGGGGUGCGGGAAGCUCGAGGACGGCGCCGUCAAGAGCAUGUACGCGUCCGGCCGGGUGCGCCUCUCCAUGCUGCAGGAUCCCAGCGGCGGGGGGUCAGGCGUCAUCGGCAGCGGCGGCGGGCGCGGCCACGAGGGGAGCUUCGUGUUGUGGCAGCUCGCGCCCAGCAUGUGGCUCGUCGAGAUGUCCGUGGCCGGGCAGAGCGUCGCAGCGGGCAGCGACGGCCGCGUCGCCUGGCGCCGCACGCCCUGGCUCGGCGCCCACGCCGCGCGCGGCGGCUCCCGCCCGCUCCGACGCGCGCUCCAGGGCCUGGACCCUGUGACGAUCGCGUCCAUCUUCUCGACGGCCGAGCACGCCGGCGAGAAGGAGGUGGACGGCGAGGACUGCUUCGUGCUGCGCCUGGACGUGGGUCCCUCGGUGCUGUCGAGCUGGAGCGACGGCACCGCGGAGGUGAUCCGGCACGGGCUGACGGGCUUCUUCAGCCAGCGCAGCGGCCUCCUGGCGCGGCUGGAGGACUCGCAGCUGACCCGGAUCCAGUCCCCCGGCGCGGCCGCCAUGUACUGGGAGACCACCAUCGCGUCGACCGUGUCGGACUACCGCGCCGUCGACGGCGGCGUGGCCGUCGCGCACGCCGGCACCUCCACGGCGCACCUCGCCCGGUUCGGCGUCGGCGUCCGCGCCGCGCGCGUGGUGACGCGGAUGGAGGAGUCGUGGACCAUCGACGACGUGGCGUUCAACGUGCCGGGGCUCGGCCCGGACGCCUUCAUACCGCCGGAGGAGGUCAGGAGGAGCCGGUCCUACGGCGCCGCCAUCGCCGGUGGCAAGUGAGCGACCUCCAUCAUGUCAGGGCUCCGGCCUGCGGCGUUUGUGUAACAUAGUCUGCAUAGAGAGAGAGAGCUUUGUUUUAGUAGCUUAUUCGUCUUUGUCUGUCUUCCGUUUGUAACUUCGUGAGUGAGCUUGGCAUCGAUGAUCGUGCAUGUACAUAUAUGUAUUCUGAUUUACCCAGAAAUAAUAAUGACAAAAAUUUCCAAA